Lytechinus variegatus (green sea urchin) is the source of this 1788-nucleotide messenger RNA. RefSeq names its product isopentenyl-diphosphate Delta-isomerase 1-like. The coding region runs from base 6 to 797 and encodes 263 amino acids. The record is from RefSeq and is a predicted model, not a curated record. The transcript has 5 exons. Gene Ontology annotation, molecular function: isopentenyl-diphosphate delta-isomerase activity. Lineage: Eukaryota; Metazoa; Echinodermata; Echinoidea; Temnopleuroida; Toxopneustidae. Gene Ontology annotation, biological process: isopentenyl diphosphate biosynthetic process; isoprenoid biosynthetic process. Gene Ontology annotation, cellular component: cytoplasm.
CCCUGAUGAAUCAGCCUAUGUUGAGGAGAAUUUUGCCUUUUGUGCCGGCAUUUCAGCCAUUUACCAGGAUAUUAUCAUCGAAGGGGGAUCAAUUAUCAAGAUUGAUAAUGAGCCAGGCAACAACUGAUGGUUUGGACGAUACCCAAGUCAAGCUGCUUGCUGAGCAAUGUAUUCUGGUAGAUAGAGAUGACAAUGUUAUUGGAGCAGCUACUAAGAAAGACUGCCACUUGUAUGAAAAUAUCCAAAAUGGUAUGCUUCAUAGAGCCUUCAGUGUGUUUCUAUUCAACACCAAAGGAGAGUUACUACUACAGCAGAGAUCAGAUGCUAAAAUAACAUUCCCAGGUUUCUGGGCUAAUACCUGUUGCAGUCAUCCUCUUCAUUUUGAUGAAGAAAUGGAGCUCAAAGAUGCCCUUGGAGUGAAGACAGCGGCUCGCAGAAAACUCAAACAUGAAUUAGGAAUAGAACCAGAACAGGUACCUAUAGAAGGCUUUACAUACUUGACCAGAGUUCACUACCAGGCUGCUUCUAAUGAAGGUGUAUGGGGUGAGCAUGAAAUAGACCAUGUUCUCGUCUUCCAAGGUGAUGUAGAUUUGAACCCUGAACCUAACGAGGUCCAAGAAGUACGCUAUGUCAAUCCCACACAGUUAGAGGAGCUGUUAUGUGCAGGAGACAAGGAAGAGAAGAAAGUCAGCCCGUGGUUUGCUAAGAUUUCCCGCCAUCUACUCAUUCCAAAAUGGUGGACCAAACUAGAAGAUGUGAAGAGCUUCCAAGACCAUGAUACGAUACACCGGUUAUAGUGGAAAUUAUUUCUAUAACAUUAGAUAAAUAUUAAUUAUGAAAUAAUGUCAUAUGUGAAUGGAUCCAUUCUAGGGUACUCCAUGUUCUCAAAUCCAUUUGACAAUAAACCAGUUGUAUGGUCAUUAUCAAGAACCAUUCGCCUCUAUGAGACCUAAUUGAUUUGAUCAUGUUACGAGACGUUUAUGAAUGGAUACAGGCAGCUGAGUAAAAGAUCAGUCUCAUUUGUCCUAUGUUUAUACGAAUAGAACCUGCUACUACUGAAGGGAUACUGUAUCAUGAAAAUGAUAUUAAUUAAAAUAAAGAGUACAAAUGAAAACCAAGAACUUUUAAGUACAUUGAAAUAAAGAAUUGCAAAGUUUAAAUAUUUUAAUGUUGCUAUUACAUUAAUGGUAAGCAAGUCUUUAUGCACCCCAGAGCUGCCAGUUUAAUGGUAGGAAUUUAUCCUGUUAAGUAAGAUCUUCUUAAUUUGUAAUUGUUAAGUUUUUAUGUUUUUUGAAAUUUCUCCAAUUUAGAAGGAUUUUAUGCUUGAAAGCAGGGUAAUAAGAAAUAAAAGAGAUAAGGUUUUUACCAAUUGGGUUUGGUAGCUCUGGCAUAUCAUUGAAGUUGAUCAUGUCAAAUAUGUACUAUUUAUCUUUUGUUCAUAUUUUCAUUCCAAUAAUAUAAAAUCCAGGCUUCCUUUGCAUCUGUAAAAUCUUCAUGGCUUUGAUAUUGUAAUGAAGAGAUUCUUCAUUUCCAUGUUUGGUAAGUUUAGUUGUCAAAAUUAACUUGAUUGCAUAAGCAAGACACCUUUCUGUGAUAGUGGAAAGAAGUACAUACCUAUUCCUACCUUUCAUAUCACUCUGACAAUGAUUUGUUUCGAUUUAGAAAAGCAAAAACAAAAUAUGAGAACAACAUUGUCAACAGUAACAAUGAAAAUCUAAUGAGAGUAAAGAAUUAUUAAGUUUUGAUUCUAUGAUUUCAUGUGUGAGCAGCAGUUUAAUGAUUCUUGAU